Molecule: messenger RNA, 1041 nt
Organism: Pipistrellus nathusii (Nathusius's pipistrelle)
Lineage: Eukaryota; Metazoa; Chordata; Mammalia; Chiroptera; Vespertilionidae
Source: the annotation of a GenBank genome assembly
AUGGAGGACAAGUACCUGCCGGAGCUCAUGGCCGAGAAGGACUCGCUGGACCCCUCCUUCACGCACGCCCUGCGGCUGGUGAACCGAGAAAUAGAAAAGUUUCAGAAAGGAGAAGGAAAGGACGAAGAGAAGUACAUUGAUGUGGUGAUUAAUAAGAACAUGAAGCUGGGACAGAAAGUGUUAAUCCCCGUAAAACAGUUCCCUAAGUUCAACUUUGUGGGGAAGCUUCUGGGUCCACGUGGCAACUCUCUGAAGCGUUUACAAGAAGAGACCUUGACCAAAAUGUCCAUCCUUGGCAAAGGCUCCAUGAGAGACAAGGCAAAGGAGGAGGAGCUGAGGAAGAGCGGGGAGGCCAAGUACUUCCACCUCAACGAUGACCUCCACGUCCUCAUCGAGGUGUUCGCCCCGCCCGCCGAAGCCUACGCCCGCAUGGGCCACGCGCUGGAGGAGAUCAAGAAGUUCCUCAUCCCUGACUACAACGACGAGAUCCGCCAGGCGCAGCUGCAGGAGCUCACCUACCUGAACGGGGGCUCCGAAGGCGCGGACGCCCCCGCAGCCCGAGGGAAGUCCGCCUCGCGCACCAGAGGCGCCCCGACCCCCACGGCAGCCAGGGGCAGGGGAGGCGCCGCCGCCCGGCCCGUUGGUGUGGUGGCCCCCCGAGGGGCAUCGGCGUCCAGGGGAGUCCUCUCCACCCGAGGGCUGGUGAGUCGGGGACGAGGCCUUCUCACCCCCAGAGCAAGAGGAGUCCCCCCAACCGGGUACAGACCUCCACCGCCUCCCCCGACGCAGGACACGUAUGGCGAUUACGACUACGAUGACGGCUAUGGCACCGCGUAUGACGAGCAGAACUACGACUCCUACGACAACAGCUACAGCACCCCGGCCCAGAGCGGCGCUGACUACUACGACUACGGACACGGGCUCAGCGACGAGACGUACGAUUCCUACGGGCAAGAGGAGUGGACGAACUCGAGACACAAGGCCCCCUCGGCGCGGACGGCGAAGGGCGUCUACCGGGACCAGCCGUACGGCCGCUACUGA